AUGGCCGACCUUCCCCCGCUAUCGACGAUCCCUUCCCUACCCCAAGAGGCCCAGCUUCGGGUGCUCGAUACACUGUUCGAACCCUCCCCAGAGCUCCACCGACUGAUGAUUCCCGUUCUGGCCAACCAGACCUUCUCUUCAUACACCAACCUCAUCGAUGCUGUAGGGGGUCGUAUGUCUGCUCUCUCAGCUCCGAAUUCACCAACUGACCGAGACGUGCUCUUUGGCAUUUUGGGAUCGCAUCCGCGUCUUGGUCGAGCCCCAGCCAACCCAGAACAUCUGAGCGAGCUAAGCAAAAAAGAGCAAGCCCAAUUGAAUGAAGGUGCAGAGGAACAGGCGGAGAAAUUACGAGCACUCAAUGCUGAAUACGAGGAAAAGUUUCCGGGUUUACGCACAUUUGUCAAUGGUCGUAGUCGGGAUGUGAUUAUGGUCGAAAUGCGCCAGCGCAUUGACCGGGCCAAUGCGGAGAAAGAGAUUGAAGAGACCAUACAGGGAAAUAAUCUCCAACUACGAGUCGCAAUGACCCCCGCGAUAGCCGAUUUGACCCCCCUCGGAACUUCGACAUUCCCCGCCUCGGCUACCUCGGAUGUCGCUUCGGGCUCAACUCAUAGUUUACAAGAUGCUCGGAAUGCUAGACGGUCGGUCAUUGGCAGCUCUAUACGAGAUUCGAUCUCAAAUACCCCCCACGAGAAGACCGAGUCAAGUGCCAUAGAUCCGUUGUCGCAGCACAUUAUCCAACGCACCAAUACCCAAAAGUCCAUUCCCCUGAAACUACUCGGAAGAGCCUCAUACGAAGCAGAGGCCGUGGGCUCCGAGUAUGGCCAGCCAGAGCGAAGCCCAACGCUGGGAGACGCAUUGCCUACCUCAAAACCCUCCAAGGAGAAGAAAAAAGGUGUCUCCUUCCUCAGUCGAAUCAUUGGAGGCAAGAAAAAAGACCAGCAGUUUGAGGCGGAAGAUGAAGGCUCGGAUCCCGAUAUGCACCGCAUGUCCGUUGAUACUUCGCAUCCAAUUGGAUUUAUACCUCGACACCUUGCUCCGUCCAAAUACUUGAAGGUGCGGGCCCACUACAAAAAGGAAAAGACGUUCAGCCGUGUGUUUCUGGCCCAGGAACUGGGAGGUAGCGGCCCAGUACCCAAAACUGCAGAUAGAAGGAUAUCUACCUCCUCAGCUUUGCCACAGAAUGGAGAAAACACCGGAAAGGCCGUCUGGGCACUUAUGUUUUCUAAGGAUGGUAAGUAUAUUGCCGCGGCUGGCCAGGACCGGAAGGUUCGAGUAUGGGCUAUUAUCGCUACACCAGACGAGCGUGAGGAUGCCAAUGGGGACGAAGAGUCGACACCUGUAGAUGCACAGGAUAAUUCCGGCCUGAAGGCGCCUGUGUUCCAGCCGACGCCUGUUCAGGUGUACGAGGGGCACACGGGAAGUAUAUUGGACCUGAGCUGGAGUAAAAACAACUUCCUCCUCUCCUCAUCAAUGGACAAAACGGUGCGGCUAUGGCAUAUCUCUCGAUCAGAAUGUCUUUGCUGUUUCCAGCACAGUGAUUUUGUGACUUCGAUCCAAUUUCACCCGCGUGACGACCGCUUUUUCCUUGCUGGAUCUCUUGAUACGAAGCUGCGACUUUGGAGUAUCCCAGACAAGAGCGUGGCCUUUGUGACUGCUGUGCCUGAUAUGAUCACUGCAGUGGCAUUCACCCCGGAUGGCCGAUACUCCAUUGCCGGAUGUUUGAAUGGCAUGCUCAACAUCUAUGACACCGAGGGUCUAAAAGUAUCAUCUCAGAUCCAUGUGCGAUCGGCCCGUGGGCGCAAUUCCAAGGGUAGCAAAAUCACUGGAAUCGAUACGAUGACGGUUCCCAGGAGCGAUAACAAGGAUGACACCGAGACUGAUAUCAAGUUACUGGUUACCAGUAACGACUCCCGCAUCAGGAUGUACAACUUUUAUGAUCGAUCGUUGGAGGCUAAAUUCCGCGGUAACGAGAACACAUGCAGCCAAAUUAGAGCUACAUUCAGCAACGAUGGCAGAUACAUCAUAUGUGGAAGUGAGGAUCGUAGGGCAUACGUGUGGCCAAUUGGGUCUGUGCAACGAGAUUCUGAAAAGCAGGCUGUGGAGGUAUUCGAGACGCAGUCCGCCAUGGUAACCGCAGCCAUCAUAGCGCCGAUUCAAACGAAACAGCUACUGGCGUUAUCAGAAGACCCAAUCUACGACAUCUGCAACCCGCCCCCGGUAGCCCUAUUGGGUCCGGAGUCAACAGAACCAUCAAGAAAAGGAAAUGGAAAAUCCCACGAACGCUCUGUAUCAGCGCCUCGCCUAUCCAUAGUCAGCAAAAUGGCCCACGAAUCACCCUCCUACCUCGCACGAUCCAAGCAUCCAGGCGGAGAGAUAAUCGUGAUUGCCGACUACUCCGGCAAGAUCAAAGUCUUCCGACAAGACUGCGCAUAUCAAAAGCGACGCUUCGAGAACUGGGACGCCAACUCCACCAUCUCACGACGGAUCCUCAGACGCUCCAACUCCGCACACCGCAGCACAGCCUCCUCAACCGGGAAGGAAUCUACCCACAAAACCCCAUCCGAGCGCAUCGUCUCCUGGCGUAACUCCGUCGUCCGCCAGGGCCGCUCCAGCACCGAAGGUUCCCGCUCCGGCCUCCGAACCCGCAGUCCAUCUCCCCAGCAUCGCUCAGCCAUGUCCAGACUAGCCUCCUCCCGUCCUUCAAGUCUCGGUCCGCACGAGUCACUAUCCGUCACCACUACAUCCCCGCCCCCAUCGCCACAUCGAUCCCGCCCCACCAGCAACCGCACAAGCGAAGACGUGAGCCGGACAAACGGAAAUAACGGCCGUGUAAAUGUCUCAAGCUCUAAACCCGUGCAACCCUCCAUAAAACUCGGCUCAUCUGCAGACCUCCUGGCCAGCAGCAGCAAAGCACCAGACAACCCACUCUGGCUACAAGGUGACCGCAGCUAUGCGUACUGGAACAAGAUCACGCACGAUGCGAUAGCCAUGCAGUCCCGCCACUCGAAUGACUUUCUCAGUCCGAGUAGGAUCCCAUCGCGCGAGCGCGGGAUGAGCUCUGGCAGUGUGUUGAGCAGUGACUAUACCUCUUCGGCGGGUGAUACAGAAGAGGACGUGCUUAAAUGUGAUAACUGUGGCGGGACGAGUUUCCGCAGUGUUAAGGGGAGGGAUGGGAAGCAGAAGCUUAUCUGUUCGGAGUGUCGUCGGCCUGUUUCUUAA
Penicillium vulpinum is the source of this 3219-nucleotide messenger RNA. Its product is annotated as Oxo-4-hydroxy-4-carboxy-5-ureidoimidazoline decarboxylase. Bases 1 to 3219 code for a protein of 1072 amino acids. The transcript is spliced from 7 exons. Gene Ontology annotation, molecular function: protein binding. NCBI's taxonomy places the organism in Eukaryota, Fungi, Ascomycota, Eurotiomycetes, Eurotiales, Aspergillaceae. The record is from RefSeq and is a predicted model, not a curated record.